AUGUCCGGCUAUGGCCCGCCGUCGAUGAUCGAACAGAUGAACCCAGAGUUCAGACGAACGCUGGGCAUUCACACUUCCGUUGGCAUGCCUACUCCGCCAGUUCCCCGGCCAGUCUUAGGAUCGGUACUGCUUGGCCAGCCCGCUGAACCAGACAAGGCGCAGCAGCCAAUUAAAAAGCGGAGGGGAGGCAGUCGGAGGGCUUGCAAUGAGUGCAAGCAGCAGAAGGCUCCUGUGUCAGCUCGCUCGCCGUGCUCGCGCUGCAAGAGGCUGAACAUUGAAUGUAAAGUAGAGUCGUCUUUCAAGCGUAUCUCCAAGAGACGGCGCAAUGCGGAGAUGGAGAAGGAGAUUGCCGACCUUCGUCGGCGCCUGGCCAACGGAGAGCAUGAUAUAGAUGCUGGCGACGGAAACGACAUCAAUCCUUCCUCUGCAGAGGGUUAUUAUGAUGCUAAUUCUCCGCCCUCUUCGUCGCGCGCACAGUCUCUAUCAGCCUCGGCUGAUCAUCAGCCAUCUCCCAUGAGACCGUCUUUGCCAUCUCAUGUCGCUAGUGAUACUCCUGUCUCUCACAGCAGCAAUGCGUGGGUCCUCGAGGACAUAUCACUAUCAAAGCAACGUGUUGAUCGGCUUUUCGAGCAAUACUUCAGGUUCUAUCAUCCCUUCCUCCCUUUGCUGGAUCCUACAAAGGAUCCCGAAGAGUGUCGGAGCUGCUCUGAAAUCCUUGCAUGGACUGUCAUAUGCGUAUCUAGCCGACGCUAUCCAUUUGAAUCGGGAUUGUUGGUGUCGUUGUCAGGUCCGUUCAGCAGGUUGCUGUGGGCAAGCAUCAGCAGUGUUCCACAGAACUACCACGUCGUUAAGGCGCUAUGCUUGCUUUGUACAUGGCCUCUGCCUACCACGAGCCAGAAGAGCGAUCAAACAUUCAUGCUUAGCGGCUUGAUGAUGAACCUGGCUAUGCAGUUGGGUCUACAUCGCCCCGUCCAGCCGGAAGAAUUUACGACAUUCCGUAUGGAGGUUCGAGGAGAGGAAUUAAAAGAUCGUCUACAGACAUGGGUUUUGUGCAAUAUCGUGGCGCAAAACGUCGCUACUGGAUACGGACAACCUCCAAGCACAAUCUAUGACUGGGCUUUGGAGCCGGCUUCCCUCAAAGCAGCGGAUUACAGGCUGCCCGAAGAGCUCAAAGCGAGGCUGCGCAUUGAGAAGUUUUGUGAUCGCGUGACGAGGAGUCUUUAUAAUGGGCGGCCAGAACCUUCAGAAUUUCUCAGCAUGGACAAAUUGCUUCUUGUAGGAAUCUUGGAAAACGAGUUGAGGGAAAUGGAGUUGGAUUUUGGAAAUGAUCUUUCACAGAUCAACAUGAUACAUCUACGUGCUGCGAAUCUGCAUCUUCGGUACUUUGUUUUCCUGAGUCAGAACGCUAGAAGUGAUGAUCUGACAAACCUUUUCCUUGCAACGACAACAUUCCUCGGCCGAGUGCUGGAGCUUGAAACGUCCCCGGGGAACCUACUCAUCCACGCGACAAACUACAUCCUCCAGAUGAUUGUAUCGGCAGCGUUUGCGUUGAUGAAACUGCUAAAGAGCUCAUUUGCGCGACAGAUUGAUAUCGACCACGGCAAGUUUCUCUUCAACGGGGCGAUAUCGUCGAUCCGAAGAAUUAGCGUAGUCGACAACGACCGACCAGUCCGAUUGGCGAAUAUUAUAUCCCAAAUGUGGAAUGCAGGGAGCUCUGGGGAUGAUGCUCUCCAUCUUGGAAUACGUAGUCGGAUGAGCAUGAGUCACGUGUACGACACAGUGUGGCGAUGGAGGAGAAGAUUUAGGCAGUCAAAGGCUUCGGACGAUACUGCCCAAGCGAAUGUCAAUCAAACUCAAGCUACAGCCAGCGGUGUAAUGGGCCCUCAUCCCGAACAACCACUUAACGAUGCGUCGUGGAUACUUUCGACUAAUUUCGAGGAUAACGCAUUUAUGAACGAGGCCAGUUUCUCCGAUUUCUUUGAUUCGCUGAACUGGGUCUUUGAUGGUGUUCCGGAGUCUAUGGUUGCGCCGACGGGGCUUUGA
Messenger RNA from Talaromyces atroroseus, 2043 nucleotides. RefSeq lists its product as hypothetical. Gene Ontology annotation, biological process: DNA-templated transcription; regulation of DNA-templated transcription. Gene Ontology annotation, cellular component: nucleus. Bases 1 to 2043 code for a protein of 680 amino acids. The transcript is spliced from 7 exons. NCBI's taxonomy places the organism in Eukaryota, Fungi, Ascomycota, Eurotiomycetes, Eurotiales, Trichocomaceae. The record is from RefSeq and is a predicted model, not a curated record. Gene Ontology annotation, molecular function: zinc ion binding; DNA-binding transcription factor activity, RNA polymerase II-specific; transcription cis-regulatory region binding.